UGUGGCCAGAUGACUGAUAACUGGUGAAAAGCUUAAAAGGGAAACGUCAGAUGAACCGCUGAGGCACACGGAGCUGCAGGUAGUGAACAGAAGCGAAGAAAAAAAAGUUUGAGCUUUUGAAAAUGGAAAUUCUCAUGGAAGGGAUGCUGUACAUUCAGGCUGUCAGGUUUGGAAAGAAAACCUGGAGGAAAACAUGGGGGGUGCUGCACAACCCCAGUUCCAAAGGUGUCGGCCGGUUGGAGCUCUACUCCAUAGUGAACAACAACGCUGUCUCUAACCAGAAGAAGUGGAGUCGACUGAAGACACCGGAGAGCAAGACCGUACGUCUGAGCGACUGCCUCAGUGUCUCCACUGCACCAAAGGAGUCCUGUCCUGACGGAUGCUCUGCCUUCUACCUGCACACCCGACAGUGCAUUUACACUCUGGCCUCCCUGCCAGACCAGGACUGGCUGAGCUGUCUGUGUCCGCUAGUCUUCCAGAGUGAUUCUGAAGACUCAGACCUGGGGAGUUCAGAGAGAGGAACUGGUUUGAUCAUGAAGGACAACGACCUGUACUGUUCAUGGACGACUGAAUCAAACCUUCCUCCGAACACCUAUCGAGUGACUGUGCAGAGCACAGAAGCAUCCCGGAGGUGCAACCUGUCGGGGACCUACCUGUUCUCCCCAGAACCAGAGGCUGUGACUCUGCUGACCUGCAAUUCUGGUCACGUCCUCUACACCUGGUCGUACAGACAAAUGCGCAGGUUAAAACAAGUCGAGGGUGGAUUCUCCUUUGAAGCACGCCGUGGCUGUCAGUCAGGAAACGGCGUCUUCGUCUUCCUCUCUGCUCGUGCACCCGAGAUCCUCCAGACAAUAUUAGAGCAGUGCUCCGUGCAGACCAGCACAUCUGUCCCGCCACUUACCGACAACCACAAGUCAUUGUGUGACCAAUUUCCUACUGUUGUCCAAACAGUGACCCACCCACCUGCUGCUCCUGCUGUCUACGCUCCUGAAGACGACCCCGCAGAGACGGAGCACGAGUCUGACAACAUCUACUCCAACAUUAAUCUCCGCCCUCGCCCCCAGCCGUCUCUCUCCACGCCUUCCAUUUCGAUCAGCACGGAGGCUGUGGGAGAUGAAAGCGAGAAUGACGACGACGACCAGUGUUACUACCUGUCGGCUCUGAGCCUGGAUGAUCACAGAGACGGCAGCGACUUCUUUCACUUGAGGAGAACCAUUUCUGCUCCAACCGAAGAAGACGCCUCACAGUGCGUCUAUUCUGCCGUGAAAAAGACCAAAUCUUCCACGGAACCCCAAGUGGAGACUUUCUACUCUCCCCUCCCUCCCCCUCCUCCCUGCCCCCCUCCUCAGCCUGUUUCCUACACACCCUACCCCAAGCCAAGAUACCAGCAUCAGCUCUCUGUGAAUAAUUUAAUCCAGCCAGGGCUCAGCACUCAGGCACAGGCAGUGGAUGACAUAAAGGAGAUGGAAGAGGCCAUCAGCUCCUCCACCCAUGUCACCCCCACAGAGCCCCCCGGCAGUUUUAAAUACAGGCUGGCAGCAAUCAUUUCUAAGGACCUGGCAAAGUCCCAGCCCGAUCCUCACCCCACCGUGAGCGGCUCCACCCUCUCUUGGUAGGCUGUUAGUUAGCAGACAGACCAGGAGGAGCCAUAUUAGCCAUGAUAGAUGCUCACGUGGGAUCCGUUUUUUUUUUUUUUCCCUGUUUAAUUUCACUCCCCUCCACUGGGACCAUGAGGUGUCAGAUGUUUAGUUUGCAGAUGUUUAUCUGUGCAGCCUGUUGUUUUUAUUCACUGGAUGGUUUGAGGCAAAACAGGAUUCAAUUAAUGAUGUUGUUCACUGCUGGAACUUAAGAGGGGCUGUGUGUGUGUGUGUGUGUGUGUGUGUGCCUCCCUGUUAAAUUGGUGGAUAGACUGAGACACAAACUAGAGCCUGAAUUUGAGGACAUGGCUUUAAAAGGAGAUAUUAUUUUAAUGUCCUUUGACCUUUUAACCGAGUUAAAUUUAACCAGGUCAGGAAGUCACGGAUCUGUAUUGUGUUUAGUCAAAGGAAGGUGAUUUCCAGAGUUUAGAAUGUUUUAUCUGAUUCAUAUCCUUUGUGAUUAAUCACAAAUAAUGACGAUCAUAGUCCAUCAUGAAGCAUCAUUAUUGCAUUUAAUCAUGAUUAAUUGAUAUUAGUCAACAUUCCUAAAUUAGACAAAUCCUUUGUCAGCUCUCUGCUGACUCAUUCUCUUGCCAAUGUUUCGUGCCUGCCUCGAUUUGAAAACAAUUGAACUGAAAUUCGAGUUUUUGAGCUUUUGAGCCCAACGUGUGGUUCUGAUUUCAAAAGUAUCAGCUAAUCAGAUGAGUAACCUGAAGGAAGCGUCAUUGAGUUAGCA
Messenger RNA from Cynoglossus semilaevis (tongue sole), 2373 nucleotides. RefSeq names its product docking protein 3 (gene dok3). The coding region runs from base 123 to 1616 and encodes 497 amino acids. Gene Ontology annotation, biological process: Ras protein signal transduction; cell surface receptor protein tyrosine kinase signaling pathway; positive regulation of MAPK cascade. The transcript has 5 exons. Gene Ontology annotation, cellular component: cytoplasm. The record is from RefSeq and is a predicted model, not a curated record. Lineage: Eukaryota; Metazoa; Chordata; Actinopteri; Pleuronectiformes; Cynoglossidae.